AUGGCCGAGACCGACGAGACCAGGCGAAUCGUCUGCCCGUUAAACGAGGAUAGGAAGAAGCUUAAAAGCGGAUGCGAGAUCGGGGUUUAUCGACGCUCGGUCCGGCAGAUGGGGAAAGGGGAGGAGAAGAAGAAGUCCCCAGGAGACUUGCUCGCAGUAGAACCUGUGAUAUUUACCUAUGCAGCGAAGGACGAUCCUGAAACUCCUGAGGCGGGCGCAGCUUUUGCCUUCAUCGGUUUGGCGGUUGCAAAGGCCGAUUUUCCUGGGGGUGGGGAUGACUAA
Molecule: messenger RNA, 282 nt
Organism: Trichophyton rubrum CBS 118892
Lineage: Eukaryota; Fungi; Ascomycota; Eurotiomycetes; Onygenales; Arthrodermataceae
Exons: 2
Coding region: 1-282 (93 amino acids)
Source: RefSeq, a predicted model, not a curated record